CUGGGUUUCUGGAUUCCCCGCUUGGGAAUUUGGCGGGACAACUAGCAGCACGGGCCGGUCUGCCCUCUCCUUUUGAACUUCGCUAUCGUUUUUGUGAGCAGUUCCACCAGAGGCCGGCAAAGCAAUGGAGAAACCUAGCAGCGGCGUUCGAGGGGCGAUCGAGGCGAAUACCUUGGCUAUUCUCGACGCAUCCGAAGCUACUAAACACACUCGAGACGCGGACGAUGACAGAAUUGCUUUUCUCGAAGCUGUUCGUGCGGCUUCACUUUUGCCAGAAAAUAAAUCGCCACCGACACUCAAAAUGUGUGAAGCAAUUUUCAAAAUCUUGAGGUUCGGGAAUUCCCUCGAACUGAUUACAACAAGUUGCCAGCUUUUGAACGAGUUAGACUUGGAAUUCCCUAGAGUGUAUAUGACGAAUGCCAGUGAUUCCAGUAUGCCCCAUGAGUUAGUUGUGCUUCAGGAGGCUUGGAGUCCAUUUGUUCUAGGCACUGACAUUUCAGAUAGUGAGAGGGCAACCGCAAAUGAUCUCACUGGCGGACUAAUUGAUCCCCCUGGUUUUCAUCUACUUCUGCAAGGCCUUGCUGAAGUCUCCGAUUUUGAAAAUUUCCAAGCACCAGAUACCAAGGUCCUAAGUAACAUGUUAUUGUUUCAUUAUCUUGUCAGUGUCCUUGAAGGAGAUUUUGUGCCUCGAAACCAAAUGUACACAGAAAGCAUGAUCUGGAGCUUUGUACGGGACUCUUCGCUUAACACAAUUCUGUGUUCAAGGAAAAUGAACUACAAAGGAUUAAUGAAGGAUUGUGUGACUACCCUGUGUGGGUUGGGUCAAUAUCUUGCUGAAUAUGACAAUGCUGUCCCAUAUUCUGGGACUUCUAUGGUGAAACAACAUGAAGCUAUUGAUACUGCUUUGGCCACUGCGUUUCUUCAUUUUGGAAGGAUAACAUGUGCUGCCACGCUGAAACUCAUGGUAAUGGUAAUGGAGCUUGAUUCCUCAAAAAAGAAUGCGGAUAUGCUAGGUCAUACUACAAGGGCUGAUGGUGUGAGAACCCCGCUCGCAGAGAUUAUUCAAGAUGAACUGACAUAUGAUAAAAACAUUCUGUCACCAUUUCUUCAGGCCUUCAAGGACUCAAAAUGGAAACUGGAAAUAAUCGUGCAAUUUUUCUGGAAAUACAUCUCCAAGCCUUCUGUUCGUACUAGGAGGUCUAAUGUUCCUGCAGAAGAUGCAACCUUCUCUGGAGUAUUGAAGUGUAUUUCAAACAGCUCCAGUGCUAAAAGUAUUACUAAGAAGAUUGGUGCACAUGCAAUUCAUCUUUUAUUAGCACAUGGUUUUCAGGCUUUUCUGUUUCUCUCCACUAAGCAAAUGGGUGAAGGCCUCCCCGAUUCCAAAGAACAACUGGCGGGCGGUUCGGUCGAGGAAACUUGCAAGAAUUUGAUAUCAGUUUUUAAUUGCCUGCGGAAAUUGGACAAGCAGUUGGAAAUUUCCUCGUGUGCAAAAGAGGCCAUAUUUGUAGCUGCAACAAUCCUCUCCAGAAGAUCAUAAGUCUCGAAUGAAAUCACUUCUUGAGAUGUUUGCUCUCAGAGAUCUCAUAAUAUGCAUGGUCAAGACCUAUUAGCAGCAGCAGCGAUCCUCUUGUCGAAGGCAAUGGUAGAUGAAGAGAAAAGUAAUAUUUUGAGAUAUUUGGCAUAAUGAAGAUGUGUCAUGUACAGGUUAGAAAAUUCCCAUUUCAGAGUUUAUCUUAACUAAGUUGAGUAGAUCAUAUAGCAUUAGUCCAAUGUGCUCUGCCCACUUGAUUAGGAUAUUCAAUGCUCAUCGCACAUUCAAGAGUACGGAUAUUUUAUACAUUAAAAAUAUUUGGCUUCAUG
Messenger RNA from Cucurbita moschata (crookneck pumpkin), 1860 nucleotides. RefSeq names its product negative regulator of systemic acquired resistance SNI1. The record is from RefSeq and is a predicted model, not a curated record. Gene Ontology annotation, biological process: negative regulation of DNA-templated transcription; negative regulation of systemic acquired resistance; DNA damage response. Gene Ontology annotation, molecular function: transcription cis-regulatory region binding. Gene Ontology annotation, cellular component: nucleus; Smc5-Smc6 complex. The transcript is spliced from 15 exons. The coding region runs from base 125 to 1537 and encodes 470 amino acids. NCBI's taxonomy places the organism in Eukaryota, Viridiplantae, Streptophyta, Magnoliopsida, Cucurbitales, Cucurbitaceae.